AUGGAGCCAUGGGACCCCUGGGCGGAUCCGGCGGACGUCGCGGAUCCGACGCCGACCCGUGGGCCGCGUGACCCGCGUGGGCCGUCGGUGGCGGCAGGAGAGGAUGCGAGGAAGUUGAGUCCAUCAGUGCCCUCUUGGGACCUUUGGGACGUGAGGCGCAUUUGUGGAAUGGCGAGACGUGGUGCCCUCCAGAUGUUGGCAGCGUUGAGCUCCCAACGCAUGCGUGAAGUGGAGGAAUGGAUUUGGAAAGCCGAGGAGGUCGGCCUCGGACAUGAGGAGAUUCUGCCGGCCAGGCAGCGACUGCGGGACCUGGCGGAAAACAAUCGCAGCAUCCACUGGAAAAGGGAGGAAGAGAGGGAGGCGAAGCAAAAGGCUGAAUCUAUGCAGAUGGAAGCACGGGAGAAGCUGGAAGGUGUCAUGUUAGAGGUGGAGCGUUUCAUGAAACGAAGAGAUGCCGGAGCCUACCCAGAUGGCCGGGUGGAGCUGGAGACCAAGCUGAAGGAUGCCAUCACAGAAGCCUACAACGCCAAGGAAGAGGCUCUUUGGCAAAGUUCCCUCCAUCUUUUGCAUUGCUUUCGGAGCAUCGACGUGGACGCCUGGGACAGCGCCAUAGUGGCCUCUGGCCGCGCGACCCGCUGGGACGUGUGUCUGGCCCUGCUGACGCAGCGCUGGAGGGUUGAUACACCCCACACCUGGCACAGCGGUGAAGGAAACCCUGGUUGUGGCGCCACCAUCAGCGCCUGUUCCCGCGUGGGUCACUGGCCGUUGGCUUUGGCCCUGCUGUCCGUGGCGCGUUCACGACGGCAGCCGUUGGGCGACAGCAGCUGCAACGCGGCGAUCAGCAGCUGCGCCAGGGUUGUGGCGUGGAGCCGGGCAUUAUGGAUUUUGCAGGAGGUGCCUCUGGCCAACGCCGAGGGAUACAACGCCAGCCUCGCGGUCUGCAGCAAGGGCCGGCAGUGGCACUUGGCGCUCCAGCUGCUGCAACGGAUGGUGGAGGCAUGGCGCAGGCCAGACGCGUUCACCUUCAGCAGCUUGUUGGCUGCCUGCCAUCGUUCCCAGCGCUGGGAAGUGGCUCAAGGCUUGCUCCGGGACAUGCCACUGACGCAGGCGCAAGAGCUUCACUCACUGGGAAAUCCAAAGGUCUAUCGCUGGGUGCAAGCACUCGAAGUCUUCUGCCAGGAGCUUUGCAGCCGUGAGCCCAAUCUGGUGGCCUACACGGUGGCGCUACAAGCACUUCAAGUGGCCGGACCGCAGUGGACUGUGGCAGCAAGAAGACUGGCGAAGCAGAUGGGAGGAGCACAAGAUGUAGUGAGCUACAGCACUUCUCAGUGGGCCAGCGACUUUGCCCCUCUUCCACUGGCAGAACGCACGUUCCGUCGGACCAUCUUCGCCGCUGCCACGCGCCUGUCGCUGCAGUGUCUUCGCACGGCGGUAGCGGAGACCAUGCCGGAGACGGCGCCGGAGAGCGUGCCGGACAUGGGGGUCUUCAGCAGGGAUCUGCUGGAAACCUGUUGGCGGCACAAGGUCUUGAAGCUCGGUGAAGUCGAUGUUCAGAGGCCGCCCAAAACGCUGACGGAGGGAGCCACGAAGCGGUCCCUGGCCAAAGAGAUGCUACAAGCGUUGAAGGAGAAAGACGCAAGCGCCUUGCGUCGAGUUUUAGAUGAUGCGCUGCAGCAGGGUGUGCAGUUGCAGGGGUUGGAGGUGGCCCGCAAGAAGUUGGCGGAGUGGGACGUAACGGCAUCAACGGCAUCAAGGAUGCGGCAUGAUCCUCACCCAAAGCCCAUGCAGCCGCUGCGCAUCAUUCUGCCAGAUGGGAGGAGAGGCUGGUUGAAGGUGGAUCUCCAAUGGCCCGGGCGUAGCAUCAUGAAGUGCUUACCCAAGGAGGUCGCUGGCUCGCACUUCACCUUGGCCCAGGAGGGCGGUCACCGAGGCCAACUUACCGUGCUGCAGCAGCCACUGGACCUGGACAGGAGCACUUCUGAGGCGCAAUUCGGAAAGCCGGAGCGGGAUGAGUUAAACGUCGAGGUCAUGAAAGGCCUGGCGGAGCCGUUCCCGGCUUUUGCACAGGCGAUGAAUUUAACUGAAUUCUGA
This is a messenger RNA of Cladocopium goreaui, 2091 nucleotides long. The record is from the annotation of a GenBank genome assembly. NCBI's taxonomy places the organism in Eukaryota, Dinophyceae, Suessiales, Symbiodiniaceae.